This is a messenger RNA of Camponotus floridanus (Florida carpenter ant), 1015 nucleotides long. RefSeq names its product waprin-Thr1. The coding region runs from base 122 to 460 and encodes 112 amino acids. Gene Ontology annotation, molecular function: peptidase inhibitor activity. Gene Ontology annotation, cellular component: extracellular region. The transcript has 4 exons. Lineage: Eukaryota; Metazoa; Arthropoda; Insecta; Hymenoptera; Formicidae. The record is from RefSeq and is a predicted model, not a curated record.
AAUGUCAAAGUAGAGGUGGAAAGUAUUUAAAAGUCGAUGCUGUUAUCGUCACGCGUUUAAAAGUCUCAUCGAAGUCGUGAGGCGCAGAAUUUUAAUCAAGUAUUCGAGAACAACUCAUAAAAUGAACCCAAGUUUAGUCAGGAUCGUGAUGCUGAUGCUGCUAAUUGCUAGCACGUUUGCUCAGUUUCAUAGAAGCGGCAAUUGUCCACUGAGAAAUACCGUGACAAACUGUACCCCGAGAUGUAUGAAUGAUGAGCAAUGUCCCUUCAAUCAAAAAUGCUGUCCGAAUAAAUGCAGUUCCACGUCAUGCGCCCAAUCGAGUGCCAUAAACACUGGCAGCGAUGGCGGAUACAAGGGUUCGAGCAAUCAAGCUGUUUAUUGCAAUGGAGUGAAGUGCGCCGCGUAUGAAAAAUGCCAAUACGACCGCAGCGCCAGGCGUGAAAAAUGCACGCGCGCUUAACACAUACACAUACACAGCGUAUAAUAAAGUAUAGUAUAGUAUAUGGUACAUCUCAUAUAUAUCAAGUUAUGAUCCAUCGCUAUCUCUCUCUAUAUAUCUGCGAUUUUAAUUCGUAAUCAAGUUUCUUGAUAAUUGUCACUAAAGUUAAAUGCUGAAUCUGAAAAAAGAUUAUAAAAGAUUAUAAAAGAUUAUAAAAAGAUUAUAAAUGCAAAAGACAUUUAAUAACAAUAUAAUUCGUGCGCAAGAAGUGAAAAUUAAGCCCCGACCUCUGAUAAAAAAAAUAAUCUUUUGAUUUCGUGACUUACUUUGUCAAUCUUUGAUAGAUAAGACGUUUAUACUUAUACAAAAAUGUUGGGAAAUGGACGCAAGAAGAAUCAAAAGUCACGUAUAUCGAUAUUUCAUACAGCGAACACAUUUUGCUUACCGCAUUCAAUUUAUAUUUUUGACAAUGCAUAUAUGUUUAAAUCAAUUUUUGAUAUAUAUAAAUAUCUAGAUAUUUCAGUACAUACCUGUAUUUGUGCGUCGAUAUAACAAUAAAACUGCGUAAGAUGUUAA